GCAAAUUCAGUUAAGAAAUUAUUUACGAAAGAACUAAGUCGAUUUGAGAGAACUCGACAAAAAAAAGGAAACAGGGAAAGAGUGCAACGAAAGUUUUUCUAAUUUCCAUUUUUUUUUUCUAAUUUUUUUAUUGCGAAAUGUUGAAACGGUUAAUUGCAUUCACAAAUGAACACAAAAUUUUGCGUGGUAUGGCGUCAUACGCGAUUCUGUGGCCGGUCGGAAAUCUUAUCCAACAAACCGUGGUUGAGAAAAAGAAUUUCAACACAUACGAUUGGAAAAAGUGUCUAAGGUUUUCCAUAUAUGGAGCAUUUAUAAUGGGACCGACAAUGUUUUUGUGGAUGAGAUUUACUGCAACUAUAUGGCCUGGAAGGUCAUUCAAGAGUUCUAUAUCGAAAGCAAUAACGGAACAAUUCACAUACGAUCCAGCUGCGAUAUGCACGUUUCUGUUUCUGAUGACACUGUUCGAAGGAAAAUCAACAGAAGAUGCCAAACAGGAGGUCAAAGACAAAUUUUUCGAUACAUACAAAGUGGGUGCCGUUUAUUGGCCAAUAGCACAGACUAUUAAUUUCAAAUUUGUUUCUGCCAAAAAUCAAGUCGUGUGUACCAGUUUCUUUAGCAUGAUGUGGAGUUCAUUUUUAGCGUAUAUGAAACAUUUAGAAAUUGAAAAAAAGAGUUUGGAGAAAGUGAAAACUGUUGACAAAUAAAAGGUUUCUCUAU
Messenger RNA from Bradysia coprophila, 717 nucleotides. It is a transcript of the gene plh, whose product is annotated as pasang lhamu. Gene Ontology annotation, cellular component: membrane; cytoplasm; mitochondrion. The record is from RefSeq and is a predicted model, not a curated record. NCBI's taxonomy places the organism in Eukaryota, Metazoa, Arthropoda, Insecta, Diptera, Sciaridae.